Alligator mississippiensis (American alligator) is the source of this 1831-nucleotide messenger RNA. RefSeq names its product lipase C, hepatic type (gene LIPC). The record is from RefSeq and is a predicted model, not a curated record. The coding region runs from base 41 to 1537 and encodes 498 amino acids. Lineage: Eukaryota; Metazoa; Chordata; Crocodylia; Alligatoridae. Gene Ontology annotation, molecular function: triacylglycerol lipase activity; apolipoprotein binding. Gene Ontology annotation, biological process: lipid metabolic process. The transcript has 9 exons.
AAGUUAGCAGCAAAGCCUCAGUUUUCGUGCAGAGGACGAAAUGAGACAUUUCCCAUUUUUCUCACUUUUGCUGUUUUUCUGCCUUGGUGCUCAAGCAAAUGCAGAUGGAGGGAAGAAAAAAGAGGCGUUGGACUCCCAGCAUCGGUACACCAGAAUGAAGAAAGACCAACGGAACUUACAAACCAAAUUUCGACUCUAUACAGACCCAGCUGAAGAAGGCUGUCUGAUUGUGUUUAAUCAAAUGGAGACUCUUGACAGAUGCAAUUUCAAUUCCUCUGUUCCUCUGGUGAUGAUAGUCCAUGGAUGGUCGGUAGACGGUAUGUUAGAAAGCUGGGUUUGGAAGAUGGCAGCAACCCUGAAAUCUAAGCAUAAAGAAAUUAAUGUGAUGAUUGCAGAUUGGCUCUCAUUUGCUCAUCAGCACUAUCCUAUAGCAGUACAGAACACACGCAAUAUAGGUCAAGAUAUAGCAGGUUUCCUAGAAUGGCUUGAGGAUUCCAUUCAAUUUUCCAGAAGUGAUGUUCAUCUAAUUGGCUACAGCCUAGGAGCUCAUGUAUCAGGGUUUGCUGGCAGCUAUAUUAGUGGCACAAACAAGAUUGGAAGAAUUACAGGCCUUGACCCUGCUGGUCCUUUGUUUGAAGGAAUGUCACCAACAGAUCGUUUAUCUCCAGAUGAUGCAAACUUUGUAGAUGCGAUCCAUACAUUUACUAAACAGCACAUGGGUCUCAGCGUUGGAAUCGAGCAGCCGGUGGCCCAUUUUGACUUUUACCCCAAUGGAGGCACCUUUCAACCUGGCUGCCACAUCAUGCAUGUGUACAAUCACAUUGCCCAGUAUGGAAUCACUGGGAUCACUCAAACUGUGAAAUGUGCUCACGAGAGGUCAGUUCAUCUGUUCAUCGAUUCUCUGCUGCACGAUGAUAAACAAAGCAUGGCCUACUGGUGCAACGACAUCCAUAAGUUUGACAAAGGAAUGUGCCUCAGUUGUAGAAAGAACCGGUGCAAUACUCUGGGCUACCAUAUCAGAAAGGAGAGACUCCAGAAAAGCAGAAGACUGUUUUUGAAAACACGAGCAAAUAUGCCUUUCAAAGUUUAUCAUUAUCAAUUCAAGAUCCAUUUCAUCAACGAAAUUCAAGAGAAGCAGGUAGAACCAACUUUCACCGUCUCCUUGAUAGGCACUAAGGAGGAUGUUGAAAACUUGCCCACCACACUUGUUGAAGGCAUUACUGGAAACAAAACCUACUCUUUUCUCAUCACUCUGGAUAUUGAUAUUGGUGAACUAAUGAUGAUCAAAUUCAAAUGGGAAGGAACUGCGGUUUGGGAAAAUCUCUGGGACAGAGUUCAAACUAUCAUUCCCUGGAGCAAGGGCAUCUAUCGACCAGGACUUAUAGUGAAAACAAUACGAGUCAAAGCAGGAGAAACCCAGCAAAAAAUGACAUUUUGUUCCCAAAGUAUUGACAAUAUACACCUCCAUCCAUCCCAAGAGAAAACGUUUGUGAGAUGUGAGAAUCGUCCUCGAAGAUUAAAGAGAAAAUUCAGAUGAGGAAGAGAAUCAAAGCUGCCUAUCAAAAAUAAGUUAAAUCUUAUUGACUAAAAAUCACAAUUAAAAGUAUAAACAUAAGUUCAACAAAAAUUGAAGUACCCUCAUAGAUCCAGAUACAAGAAAGAAACAAAUUUAGAUUUUAUGUUUAUGGUAACAGCAAACUAAAAAUAUGCCCUUAAAGCUACUCCUAAAGAGAUGAAUGGACAUUUUCUUAGUUAACAUUAUGUAUUGAGAUCUAAAUUGCUUUAAACUUCGAAAGAAAACCUGCUCAGAGGACAUCUAAACAUUGUUACU